Molecule: messenger RNA, 2066 nt
Organism: Hevea brasiliensis (rubber tree)
Lineage: Eukaryota; Viridiplantae; Streptophyta; Magnoliopsida; Malpighiales; Euphorbiaceae
Product: glycosyltransferase BC10
Exons: 2
Coding region: 653-1810 (385 amino acids)
Cellular component (GO): membrane
Molecular function (GO): glycosyltransferase activity
Source: RefSeq, a predicted model, not a curated record
CAGUAGCAUUAGCCUCGUCCGCCCUCUCAAAGCUUGUGAACAAAACAUUCCAAAAAAAAAAAAAAACUGAUUUAUUCUUACAGAUUCACAAAUCUUAUCAUGUCUUUCAAUUCCAGACGUAACUUCUGCCGCUUCUCUCUCCAUAUUACUCUCAUCUCACGCUCUUGGAGUUAAACAACCUCUCCUUCCACUUUUACCUGUUGUGCUUUCUUAUUGACUGCCAUUUCUUGAUCAGUCUCUUUCUCUUCCCUCCCUAUUUGCCGCAAUUCAAUCUCUGAAUCAAAUAAAUGAUCCAUUACAGCUAACAUGGUAUGUUCACAUUUUCUUUUUCUUUCUUUCACUUUCUCAUUGAUCCCAUAUCGCUUGAUCUUGGCUUAGACAUUGGAAUCUUUGAUUAAACCGCCUUUUGUGUAAAGCCCAUGUGCCACAAACUCAAAUUUCAAUGCUUUGUCUGUUACAAGGUAGCUAUUUGGGUACUGUGUCAUCAACUUCUAGGCCUUGCUGAUAUGAUUUGCUGGAAUCUGGGUUUUUCUCUUGGGAGACAACCCAUGAUUGUAUUUGAAUUUUGAGGUUUUAAAGCUACUUCGUUGCGAAAACGGUUUAUCAGGAUUGGACCCUGGUGGUGAAUUUUUGAUACAGUGUCGCUAUAGAGAUGCAAUCGAGGGUCGUUCCAUUAGAGGAGGGCAAGGACCCUAUGAUUCCAAUCAAAACAAGCCAACCCAAGGCGUUCCCACUAAGGUUACUCCAGUUAUUUCUGCUGUUUUUAGCUUUAUGCAUCGCAUUUUCAAUCAUCAGUAUAUACUCAAUCAAACGUUUUGGAGUUAACAAUGUGGUGACCACGGUUAAGACCACUUCCAAGCCAUGCCCUGAGGAACCUAAUGCUUUGGAUCGUUGGAUUAGGCCUCCUUCAAAUGUGAUUCACAAGAUGACUGAUGAAGAGCUCUUUUGGAGGGCUUCAUUCGUUCCAAGAAUAAAGAAAUACCCUUUCAGUAGAAUUCCAAAGAUUGCAUUUAUGUUCUUGACCAAGGGGCCGCUUCCUCUGUCACCUCUUUGGGAAAGGUUUCUGAAGGGGUAUGAAGGGUUGUAUUCAAUCUAUGUUCAUUCACAUCCAACAUUUGAAGCCAAAUUUCCAUCUUCAUCCGUUUUUCAUGGAAGACAUAUCCCCAGUCGGAUUUCUGAAUGGGGUAAGAUGAGUAUGUGUGAUGCUGAAAGAAGGCUUCUUGCAAAUGCGUUGCUCGAUAUCUCUAACGAAUGGUUCAUUCUCCUAUCUGAAUCUUGCAUUCCUCUAUAUAAUUUCAGUGUCAUCUAUAAAUACAUAAUGAAAUCUAGAUAUAGCUUCAUUGGUGCAUUUGAUGACCAUGGCCCAUAUGGGAGAGGACGAUACAACGAAAACAUGGGUCCUGAGGUGAAUAUCACCCAGUGGCGAAAAGGUUCUCAGUGGUUUGAGAUUAACCGAAGGCUUGCAGUUAACAUAGUGGAAGAUACUACAUAUUACCCAAAAUUUGAAGAAUUCUGUAAGCCCCAUUGUUAUGUUGAUGAACAUUAUUUCCCCACAAUGCUAACCAUUGAAGCAGCCCAUCUGUUAGCAAAUAGAAGCGUCACUUGGGUGGACUGGUCAAGGGGUGGAGCUCACCCAGCAACAUUUGGAAGGUCAGAUAUAACGGAGGAUUUUUUCAGAAGGAUUUAUGAAGGUCAGCACUGCACCUACAACAAUCAGCCCUCUUCAGUGUGUUAUCUUUUUGGGAGAAAAUUUGCCCCAAGUGCGCUGGAACCUUUGUUAAAUAUAUCACAAAAGGUUUUAGGCUUCUGACAGAAGAAGAUAUCAAAUAAUUUUGAUCUGUGAAAAAUGGUCCAGGGGAACAUGGAUGGGAGACUCAUUAUUUGCAUCUUGCAUGUUCUUUAAGAAGUAAUGGUGAUGGGAUAUGCUUUCUUGCUUGUACACUUCUUUUGCACAGCUCCUGUCAAAAAAUAUAUAUAUGUACAGGAAAUGCGUUUAACAAGUUUAGCUUGCAUCAUAUUUUGACAUUUUUGUAUUAGACUAUAAAUAUCUGAUUUCUUUUUUUUUU